This is a messenger RNA of Cornus florida, 1215 nucleotides long. RefSeq lists its product as uncharacterized. Gene Ontology annotation, cellular component: membrane; Golgi apparatus. Bases 204 to 1043 code for a protein of 279 amino acids. Gene Ontology annotation, molecular function: small GTPase binding. The record is from RefSeq and is a predicted model, not a curated record. The transcript has 6 exons. Gene Ontology annotation, biological process: vesicle-mediated transport. NCBI's taxonomy places the organism in Eukaryota, Viridiplantae, Streptophyta, Magnoliopsida, Cornales, Cornaceae.
CAAGAGAAGAAAUAUGACAAAACGCUGAAACUGGGGGUCACAGAAAACGAAAUAAGGGUUUGACGCAUUCGAGACGAAGUAGAUCUGUGUCGGAGCAGAAGGCGAAGAACAAACCCACGUAGAGAAAGAGGAAAAUUUCUUUACCUUGCUGCCAAUUAUAAUCAUAUAAGAAAAUAGCAAUUACUUAUAAAGAUUGAAACAAGAUGAUGUCAGGCAAUUACACCAGCAUAGAUAAUCAGCAAGUCAGCGGAUCUGUACCAUCCGUGUCAGAUCCGGGUCAUGUUACAGUCAAAUUCUCUGAUUCGAAUCUCCAGACAUUCCCGCCUUCCGGUGCUCAGGGGAAGAUCUCCGGUGGUUCUGGACCUCCUCGCGAUGCCGAUGAUACAUUUUCAAAACCAGUGUCUGGUUCUGAUGAACCUCAGCCAAGUGGUUGGUUCCGGACAUUCACAGUUGCUGCUUAUAAGCCCUACUUUGAUGUUGACACAUCAGAUGUCCUAGAGAGGAUUAAAGAUUCACUUUUUCCGUUCAAAGGAAGCUUUUCUGAAAAGACUGCUAAUAACCCAGAUUUAUAUGGACCAUUCUGGAUAUGCACUACCUUGAUAUUUGUGGCGGCUUCCAUUGGCACAUUCGUUACAUACUUAGCGCACAAGCUUCGGAAUAAAGAAUGGAACUAUGACAUAAAUCUGGUGACAUGGUCUGCUGGUUUGUUCUAUGGUUAUGUCACCGUUGUUCCUCUUUGCUUGUAUUUAAUCCUCAAAUACUUCUCUGCCCCAUCUGGCCUCGUUCAGCUGUUCUGUCUUUACGGCUACUCCCUGUUUGUCUUUAUUCCUGCUCUGUGUCUAUCUGUUGUUCCGUUGGAAGCGUUUAGAUGGGUGGUUGCUGGUGUAGCUGGGUUCAUGUCGGCAACCUUUGUUGCACUAAAUCUCCGAAACCACAUUAAGGCUGCAAAUGAGAGGUGGUUCUUGAUUGUGGCUGGGAUCUUUCUGUUGCAGGUGGCUUUGGCUGUCGUAUUAAAGCUUUAUUUGUUCACUGUGAAGGUAUAAUGCAAAAUUGUUAUCAUCUGGUGGCAUAAACAUGUUAUAGAUCAGGAGAUAGGGCUAUUGGCCUAUUGGCUGUCAUUCGAACUUGAAACCUAUGUGUUCAUUCAUUUUUUGGCAAUACCUAUCGAAUAUCAAUACAAUAAAAGAGAUGGUGUCUGACUUUCAUUUGAUGCAA